ACCACACGAGAAAUAAUUAAGAAGGCUGAAGCCGCUCACUAUUCGGCGACAUAAGCAACGCUGACCGCCAUUUUUCCUUCCAUCAUCCGCCAAUCCAACAUUAUCCCAUAACAGUACAUACUUUGAAUGCCAACGAGUUUCAACAAAAAUUCUUCUUAUCUUAACUUUACUUUAGAAUGCCAGGACUUUAUACCUUGUUUAAACAUUUAGAAGAAAGUCAAACUCUUAUCGAAAACCCAGAUACAAUUCUGUUCACUGGUGGCUUAUUUCUUGACCCAUUAAUUCCUUCUUCAAUUACCACCUCCACCACAAAUUUUCUAAAUGGCUCUUCAAUUGAUGAUUCUAAUGAGUUACAUUCUCCCAUUCGUCGUCGUAGACCAAUUUUCAGGCGAGAAAAGAGUGUUGGUGCCGGUUUUGGGGGUAAAUUCUUGUGUUUGAGCUUAUCAGUCAAGAAGAAUACUGGCGUUGUCGGAAAUUCCAGUGAAUGCUUGUUGAGUAAUAAUGGAGACGAGAGUUCCAAGGUGGAGGAGCCUAGUGACGGUUCUGGAGGCGGGAGGAAGCGAAGUAUUGGGUUACCGGGACGUCGUGGUGCAGUGAAUACCACUAAACAUUUGUGGGCUGGAGCAGUUGCUGCCAUGGUAUCAAGAACUGUUGUUGCUCCACUUGAAAGACUAAAGCUGGAAUACAUAGUUCGCGGUGAACAGAAGCACUUAGUGGAGCUCAUCAAAACGAUUGCAGCUACUCAAGGCUUGGGAGGCUUUUGGAAAGGGAACUUGGUCAAUGUCCUUCGUACUGCUCCUUUUAAGGCAGUUAAUUUUUGUGCUUUCGACACAUACAGAAAGCAACUCCUAAGAUUAUCAGGAAAUGAAGAAACUACUAACGUCGAGAGGUUUGUUGCUGGUGCCGCAGCUGGAGUGACUGCUACUGUGAUGUGCUUACCACUGGACACCAUCCGGACCAAGUUAGUGGCGCGGGGUGGAGAAGCCUUGGGCGGUGUAGGCGGAGCUUUCCAACACCUGAUCAGAACUGAAGGAUUCUUCUCUCUUUAUAAGGGCCUUGUACCCUCCAUCUUGAGUAUGGCCCCAGCUGCAGCUGUCUUCUAUAGUGUAUACGACAUAUUAAAAUCAGCUUAUUUGCAUUCACCUGAAGGAAGAAAAAGAAUUCAGUAUAUGAAGCAACAGGGAACAGAGCUCAAUGCUUUGGACCAGCUUGAGUUGGGACCUAUGAGGACCUUGCUCCAUGGUGCUAUCGCUGGUGCGUGUGCUGAAGCUGCAACCUACCCAUUUGAGGUCAUUAGAAGGCAACUUCAAUUACAAGGCCGAGCAUCUAAACUGAGUGCCUUGGCAACUUGUGCAAAGAUUGUUGAACAUGGGGGUGUUCCAGCUCUAUAUGCAGGGUUAGUCCCUAGUUUACUACAGGUGUUACCUUCAGCAUCCAUAAGCUACUUUGUCUACGAGUUCAUGAAGAUUGUUCUCAAAGUGGAAUGAAGAACAUCUGUUGCUAAGUAACGAGGUACAGAAGCAUUGUAUUACAAUGUUAUUCAUCACAUGAUAUUAAAGAGGUAGAGUUUAGUUUGUUGGACACUGAAGCUAAAAUUUCUCUUUUAACACUUAAUGAAAUGUUUAGCUUAGAUUCAGGCUCACAGACUCGACGCUAUAUUUUACUCAGUAAGAUCAUCUUUAUCUGUAGUCUGUACCACUACUUAAGCCCAAACCCCUUUAACCACUUUCAUCUCAUUUACAUGUCUAUAUGUAUCCUACUAAUAAAACUCCUACCCUUUUAUCUUA
Nicotiana attenuata is the source of this 1787-nucleotide messenger RNA. Its product is annotated as probable mitochondrial adenine nucleotide transporter BTL3. The coding region runs from base 177 to 1487 and encodes 436 amino acids. The record is from RefSeq and is a predicted model, not a curated record. The transcript has 4 exons. Lineage: Eukaryota; Viridiplantae; Streptophyta; Magnoliopsida; Solanales; Solanaceae. Gene Ontology annotation, biological process: transmembrane transport.